This is a messenger RNA of Columba livia (rock pigeon), 6196 nucleotides long. RefSeq names its product spondin 1 (gene SPON1). Gene Ontology annotation, cellular component: extracellular matrix. The record is from RefSeq and is a predicted model, not a curated record. The transcript has 16 exons. Bases 211 to 2619 code for a protein of 802 amino acids. NCBI's taxonomy places the organism in Eukaryota, Metazoa, Chordata, Aves, Columbiformes, Columbidae. Gene Ontology annotation, biological process: cell adhesion.
CCUCCCUCCCUCUCCCCGGCAGCCGCUCAGCCGGUCCCUCCGACCUGGCAGCCUCAUGCUGGGGGCCGCUGCCGGCUGGGGUUGAGCGAGCGCUGCCUGCCCUGCCUGUGCUGCCCGCCCUGCCCGCCCCCCGGGCCCGGCUCCCCUCGCCACCCGGCUCCCCGGCACUGCCGCCGCCCCGCCGAUAAAAAGUUGUUGGGAGCGCCGAGGAUGGGAGCGCAUCUGCAGCCUCUAGCCCUGCGGCUUCUGGCUUUGACUUUCCCCUUGGUGGCGAAGGGUUUUUCUGACGAAACCUUGGAGAAAGCCGCGAAAUCCGAGGGAUAUUGCAGCCGGAUCCUGCGAGCCCAAGGCACCAGGAGGGAAGGGUAUAAUGAAUUUAGCCUCAGGGUAGAGGGCGAUCCAGAAUUUUACAAGCCUGGAAACAGUUACCGGGUGACGCUUUCUGCUGCCACUCCCGCUUACUUUCGAGGAUUCACAUUGAUCGCUCUCAAGGAGGGAAAAGAAGGUGACAAAGAAGAAGAUCACGCAGGAGCUUUUCAGAUCAUAGAUGAAGAAGAAACACAGUUCAUGAGUAAUUGUCCUGUUGCUGUCACUGAGAGCACACCCAGAAGACGGACACGCAUUCAAGUGUUUUGGACGGCUCCUCCUACUGGUACAGGUUGUGUAAUUCUGAAAGCCAGUAUUGUGCAGAAGCGCAUAAUUUAUUUUCAAGAUGAGGGUUCUCUCACCAAAAAAAUUUGUGAACAAGACUCAGCCUCAGAAGGUGUGACUGACAAACCAAUUUUAGAUUGUUGUGCCUGUGGAACUGCCAAAUACAGGCUAACUUUUUAUGGAAACUGGUCAGAAAAGACACAUCCCAAAGAUUUUCCACGGCGCACCAACCAUUGGUCUGCGAUCAUUGGUAGUUCUCACUCAAAGAACUACAUCCUUUGGGAGUACGGAGGGUAUGCCAGUGAAGGUGUCAAACAAGUUGCAGAGUUGGGGUCCCCAGUAAAGAUGGAAGAAGAAAUUCGACAGCAGAGUGAUGAGGUUUUAACAGUCAUCAAGGCGAAAGCGCAGUGGCCUGCCUGGCAACCUCUGAAUGUGAGAGCUGCUCCCUCUGCUGAGUUUUCUGUCGAUCGGCACCGGCACCUGAUGUCCUUCCUCACCAUGCUGGGUCCCAGCCCGGACUGGAACGUGGGUCUGUCUGCUGAAGACCUCUGCACCAAGGACUGCGGCUGGGUUCAGAGAGUUGUCCAGGAUUUAAUACCCUGGGAUGCUGGCACAGACAGUGGUGUUACCUAUGAGUCUCCUAACAAACCUACAGUGCCUCAAGAGAAGAUCAGGCCACUUACAAGCUUAGAUCAUCCUCAAAGUCCAUUUUAUGAUCCAGAAGGAGGAUCUAUCAAGCUGGUAGCCAGAGUUGUCAUUGAAAGAAUUGCACGCAAGGGGGAGCAAUGCAAUAUUGUACCUGACAACAUAGAUGAUAUUGUGGCAGAUCUGGCACCAGAGGAAAAAGAAGAAGAUGAUACCCCUGAGACCUGCAUAUAUUCAAACUGGUCACCAUGGUCAGCCUGCAGCUCUUCUACCUGUGAAAAGGGCAAGAGGAUGAGGCAGAGGAUGCUUAAAGCUCAGCUGGACCUCAGUGUGCCCUGCCCAGAUACCCAAGAUUUUCAGCCUUGCAUGGGUCCAGGCUGCAGUGAUGAAGAUGGUUCCACUUGCAUGAUGUCUGACUGGAUUACAUGGUCCCCCUGUAGUGUUUCCUGUGGAAUGGGAACGCGAUCUAGAGAGAGAUACGUAAAACAGUUCCCUGAAGAUGGCUCUAUGUGCAAAGUGCCCACUGAAGAGACUGAGAAAUGUGUUGUAAAUGAGGAGUGUUCCCCUAGCAGCUGCCUCGUCACUGAAUGGGGAGAGUGGGACGAAUGCAGUGCUAGCUGCGGCAUGGGCAUGAAGAGACGGCACAGAAUGAUCAAAAUGACUCCUGCUGAUGGAUCCAUGUGCAAGGCAGAAACUACAGAGGCAGAGAAAUGCAUGAUGCCCGAGUGCCAUACCAUCCCCUGUUUACUCUCUCCCUGGUCUGAAUGGAGUGACUGCAGUGUAACAUGUGGGAAGGGAAUGCGAACCCGGCAAAGGAUUCUGAAAUCUGCUGCUGAGCUUGGAGACUGCAAUGAGGAGCUGGAACAGGCAGAGAAAUGCAUGCUGCCCGAAUGCCCCAUCGACUGUGAAUUAACAGAGUGGUCCCAGUGGUCUGAAUGCAAUACCUCGUGUGGAAAGGGCCAUAUGAUCAGGACAAGAAUGAUUAAAAUAGAACCACAGUUUGGAGGAACAGCAUGCCCAGAAACCGUCCAGCGUACAAAGUGUCGACUAAGGAAAUGCCUGCGAGGCCCAGGUAUGGAAAAAAGGCGCUGGAAAGAGGCCCGGGAGAAAAGGAGAAGCGAACAAGCAAAAAAAAAUAUAGAUAGUGAGCAAUAUCCAGUUUGUAGGCUGAAACCAUGGACUGCUUGGACAGAAUGUUCUACAUUCUGUGGAGGGGGAAUUCAGGAACGCUACAUGAUGGUAAAGAAGAGGUCCAAAAGUACUCAGUUUACUAGUUGCAAAGACAAGAAGGAGCUAAGAGCAUGUAAUGUUCAUCCUUGUUAACAAAACACAAGGCUCCCAAGUGAUGCACUCCGAGCUAAAUGGAAAGUCAACCUUAGUUUGAUUUUUAAAACAAAAAAAUAUGUAAAGUGUAUAUCAGUUUUCAUUUUUGCAGUGUGGUUUGCUUUUUAGUCUUGCUGGUGCAAGAAAUGUAUUUUAUAAAUAUUUCCUCACAGAUUUAUGCUGAGAGUACAUCUUUGGUACUCCAGCCAGCCCUUAAUGCAUAAAAAUAGUACGUCAUUAUGAGUCAUUUAACUAAAAUACAGACAUAUCUGUGGACAUGGAAUAGCCAUAUAGAAAUAUUACUUGUAAAGACAUGGGAUGCAUGCAUAUUAACAUAACUAGGUUAAAGUAAGUGACAUGUUUCAUAUGUGGGAGGAUUUCUCUCUCAGUUUGAUUUUGAAAAUCCAAAGCAGUGCCUAUGUGAUACACAACUAUGCCAAGGAGUCAUUUCAGUAAUGCUGGUUCAAUAAUAUUAAAGGUGCAUGUUUAUCUUUUUACACUAUUGGGUUAAGCUGAUAGUUACAAUAAUUAUCCUACAAUGCUUUUCUUCACGUGGAUGCUAUGGUCCAUGCAAAAUGGUCUUUGUUUCUUUAAAACUUAAAAAGGAAAUAAUCUGUCAUCUCAAUAGAGAUGACUGCCUACUACAUAGUCACAAGUCAAAACAGCACACAAAGAAAAUGUAUGAAUGUCAUAAUAUAUAUUUAGAUACCAUGUUCUUAUAUUGGGCCUAUCAACUGCUUCACAAAAUGGAUACAGAAUUAAAAGAAAUUGGCACAAACACAGACAGUCACGCAGCUGUUUCAUGGAAAGGCUUCCACAUGAGAGACAAUAAAAAAUUAGAUUCAUUCUUGUGAGGAUGUUAAUCACUAAAGAAGAAAGAAAGAGGUUUAUAAUCUAAUAAAAAUAGUAGAGAAAAGGUGAGCUGGGUUCUCAUGCAUCCCUUCUAAGAAACAAAGGGAGCAUCUGAAAUGAAACAAUGACAGCCUCUGAAAAUAUUAAUUACAGAUUGACACAAAUGUAUUCACAGCAGUGUCAUUUAUGUGUUUUCACUCAGCGUAUAGGAAGAUAUAAAUUUACUAAAUUUGUGAGAAUUACUGAUUUGUAGAUAUACUAGCCCAGAUAAAUUACUUCCCUGACUACUUGAACGAUUAACCAAACUGCCUGAGAUUAGAAAAUAGCUCCUCAGCAUUCUAAUUGCUUUUGCUAUUUCACAUCAUCUUCAGCUCUCAUCCCUGUGCAUAAUCAGGUGUAGGACCAUCACCACCUCGGGCUUCACAUGCUAUUGGAAUAUAAUACUGUCCUGUACAAGUUAACAUUAAAGAUGAGAGAUGAACGGAAUGUGUUAUCUUUUGGUUCAGGAAAGGCAGCAUACACCUAUGUCUCUACAUAAGUAACAAUAAUGCUGACUCCUAAAACAAGCUUGAGAGAAAUGAGUGGACAAAAAUUUCUUUAAUAGUCUCUUUAAACCAGCUUUAGGUAAUUUAGUCUCUUCUUAGCCCUUGGUUACAAUCCUGCUAACCAGGUUUCAAGUGUCUGCACUUGAUGUGAACCACAACACGUUGAGGCUGUUCAGCUUCACCAUCACCACCGCGGGCAUCCUCUCAUUGCAACCUGUACCUGCACAGAGUGGGCUGGUUACAUGACACUGUAGGGCUUUCCAUCAUCAUUUCUCCACUGAACACUGCGAGAGCUGCUCUGGACUUCCACAGCUCUCACAUCCUACCCCCCCAAGGUAUUUUACAGCUUUUUUUUUAGACCUGGAAUGAAAGGAAGCCCAGGGAAAUAAUGGAACCAACCACAGUGUUCAGCCUGUCUUGCUGCUGCUAAGUGAAAUGGGUGCAAACACAUGGUGAACCAAACCAGGAGAAAAAAAAAAAAAUGCAACAAGGUUUAACGCUAAAACCAAACACUUUACAUUUUGCACAGCUUGGCUUAUUUAAAAAUAUUAAUUCAGAUAGUUUGCCUUCCUGUGCCUGUUGAAAACUUCUGCAGUUUAUGUCUCUAUAACACUGUCACUACAGUGUAGCAGCAAGACAGUCUCAAAGUGAUAUGUGUAUGACCUUACCUUGCACGUUAAUCAUUACAACCAAAAUAACCCCAAACCCAACAACACAAUUAAAAAAAAAAAACAGCAGUGGAAUGGCACAGAUACUGAAGGCGUGACCAUUUGAGCAUAUUUCAGGUGGAGAAACAGAUGUGAUGCUAUGGCUGCAGAGAAGGGCUACAGCAACUGAUGCUGGAUGCUCAGCCGCUCACCACCUACCUUUGAGCUGCUCUUGCUGAGCCUGACAGAGGCUAUUCCAGCUGAGCAUUCAAAAAAUAACCUUGAACUGUGACAGAGGGGGUUCUGUAGGCUUGGAUCUGUGAGAUCUUGGGACAUAAGGAGCACAAGAAGAAAGUUUCUCCUGAAAAGAGAAAAAUUAUUAUAUGAGUUUAUGGACUAUAUUUUAUCUCAUCAGCCCUUACCACUUGUUCAAGCUAAUCUUGCAAAACUGUGCCUGUUUCUGCAAAUAAUCCAUUAAAACCAAUGUUGAGUUGUUAUUUUCAUUUUAAUGCUUAUUCCAGUUCAGCAAGCUGUUUUGUCUUUUAAUUACUCCGGUUGCCAAAGGCUACUUAGUCAAAAUACACCUUUAAGUAUGUGGGAAAUACAUACCAUCUUUCUUAAUGUGCCCACAAAAUUGACCAUUGAAAUAAUCUGGCAUUCCUUUUACUGUGGUUCUUACUAAUUUGAUUCUCCAUAUACAUUUCUUUUGUCUUAGGAGGCUGUUCAGUGUGACUUCCAGCCAUUUCUCUUAGGCUCAUUAAAGUUAUGAAUGUUGGAAUUUUUUUUCCCCCACCACAUUAAUACAUAUGGUGACAAGAUAGAUUGCACUUGGUCAGAAAUACGUGAUCGUUCCUGCUUAGGUUCAGCUUUUCACACUGUUUUUCUGUUGAAACACUUUACAAGUCACUUGUCUUUCUUCUAACUUGAUACAAAAGAAAUAUUUAAACUUGUUACAUUUUGUAAAAAAAAAAAAAAACAAACACAAAAACAAGUGAAGAAAAAAAUAAGAGGUUGAUUUUCUAUUCAGAAAAAAAAAAGCUCUGAUAUAAAAUAUGUAGAAGUAUUGCAUUGUUACUGUAAACUUUCUAGUAGUGUAAUAGCCACUGAUUAUCAGUCAAUAAAAAUGAGAACUGUUAUCUCCUGAAUAAUACUGCUGAACUGAAAGCACAGAUAUCACUCCAGUUUUGUAGACCUCAGUUAUCAGAUUUUAGCAUUGUGUCUAUGGGUUUUUUUCUAACAUAAAAACUGUAGAAGCUUUACACAUAAUAAUAAUAAUAAUAAUAAUAAUAAUAAUAAUAAUAAUAAAAAGUUAGGGGCUUAACAAAUGUACAGUAGAACUCUGUGUGUGCAGCAAUCAAUUUCAACAAAAUUUUGUUUGGUUGUGUUUUUAGAUUUCCUUCAUUGUUUUUGUUUGCUGUGGAAUUAUGAAAAAGCUACCAUGAAUAUUUCUUACCAAAGUCUCGUGUAGAUGUUUUGUAGCUGUCUGGCUAACACAUUAUUAUUAUUUUGGAAUAAAGACAUCUUUACUAUGAA